Molecule: messenger RNA, 948 nt
Organism: Maudiozyma barnettii
Lineage: Eukaryota; Fungi; Ascomycota; Saccharomycetes; Saccharomycetales; Saccharomycetaceae
Gene: GTT3
Product: Gtt3p
Exons: 1
Coding region: 1-948 (315 amino acids)
Cellular component (GO): membrane
Source: RefSeq, a predicted model, not a curated record
AUGUCAUUGGAAUCAAGUCCCUUGAAGGAGAGUGUCGUUGAUAUGUCCGAUAUGAUUACUGCACCUGCAGGAAGAAGUCUUAGAAAGGUUGGAAAAAAGACCAAGAAAUAUUCAUUCAGUCGUUGGAAAAAAAUGGAAUUAUUGGAUCUUUGUGAAAAGUUGAAAUUGGAUGAUAUUUCUACUUCUGCUACCAAAACUGUUGUAAUUGAUCUAGUUGAACGUUAUUUGGCUUCAUUGGCACACCCAUUAGACACAGAAAUUGAAUUCCCUGAAUUGAAGGAUUAUUUUGAUUCCGUACAACCAGCUAGCGAUGAAGAACAUGUUGCACCAAUUGUAGUUGAAAAAGAAAAUAAUAAUGACGCAACAAACUAUAAUACAUUAAAUUUUAAAGAGAAUGAAAUAUCCGGUAACGAUGAUGAAACACCAUUUAAAUUUAAUUUACAAGAAAGAUUUUGUGAUAUUGUCGAAUCUACAAAGAUUUUAAAUGAAAAUGUACAAGAUUUCUUCUCAAGUUUAAUUACAAUUACUAUUAUUUUCCAAAUUAUUGAAGCAUUAUUAUUAAUUCAAGAUUUUUUCCAAAAUGAUCGUAACAACGAUUAUAAUUUAAUUGUAUUAUUACUUGUAUGGGCUAUAACAUAUGUUGGUGUACCAAUGUUGUUCGCUUAUUAUUUCAAUUUUAUCCGUUAUGAUCUAAUGAUUGAAAUUGAUCCAAUGAUGAUGAAUAUUACUAAAGGGUUGUUAUUCUUAUUAUUACAACAUAGUCACAUUAACACUACAUCGACAAAUCAUAUUAUUGAUAACUUCUCUGAUGGUGUUUCUUCCUUCAAACAUUCUAAAAUUUGCGGAUGUUUCCUAAUGAAGUACCUUGGUGUUAUGAGCUCUAUUUUAGGUAAUAUUCCAUUUAUCUUUGCAAUUGUCGGCUCAUUGAUCACAUUAUACGUAUUGUGA